Messenger RNA from Vitrella brassicaformis, 1614 nucleotides. Lineage: Eukaryota; Vitrellaceae. The record is from the annotation of a GenBank genome assembly.
GCCUCUCUUUCCUCUGCUGUCUGGCUGUUCUGUGCAUCUGGGUUUGGGUGGAUCGGUCGAGUGUGAUGGGGCGGGCGUGCACUACUAGGCAGCUAUGUCACUUCAUCUUCAGCCAGUGUGUGAGGGGGACACACACAUCAUCUCAUCGACAGCAUCUCAUCGACACAGCAUCUUUACUUGCCUGCACGUUCUGCGCCUGAGGCUGGACUGCUUUGUUGCCCUUCUGGCCUCUCUUUCCUCUGCUGUCUGGCUGUUCCUGUCUGGGUGUUCUGUGCUGUUGGCUGGCGACGUGUCUUGCUUUCCUUUUCAAGAACGAGCAGUGGCCGAUUUUUCAUCUGAGCGCUGGCCACGUUAGACGUACGGACGCAUUGAUUGGACACACCAUCUGCCCUCAGGGGCCGGGGCCUAGGUGCCCGUUAACAAACGAACGAACGAACGACCAGAAACCCUGCACCCCAGUAAAAACCCUGUAGCUAGAUGCAGAUGAAGGGUGCAUUCGUCGUGUUCAGCGCCAUUAUGGCCAUUGUCUUGAGGCCAGCGCUCUGCUUCGGCCCUCCUGCGCUGCGAUCUCCCUCAAGACCGCCUCCCAGGCCGUCACCAAGACAACAUCGCUCUGCUGCAGCAGUACCUCCAUGGCCACCUGCCGGUGCCGAGUAUGGAGUCAACGAUCCGAAAAGAAGGCCGACACCGCCAACGAGGCGAGAACGUGGAGAUCUGUCAACAGCAAGCGUCAUCCUGCCGGCCCUGGCAGUCUCCGGCGCAGCGCUGUGGUUGUGUCCAGCGGUGGCUGAUGCGGCGUCGUCCCUUGCUGACUCGUCUUCGGUGCUCUUGUCUGCCGUGCCUGCGUGGCUGAGGCCCACCAAGGUUGCCCUGGACGUGUUCCUGUUGGCCUUCACAUUGCUGUUUUUCUUUCGACUGGUGAUGUCAUGGUACCCCAGCCUGAAGCUCAAAGAGCUGCCGUGGAUAGCCGUCAUCGUCGCCACUGAACCCGUCCUCAAACCAACACGAGAGGUGAGGAGGGUGGGUUUCUCACUGUCUGUCUGUCUGUCUGUGUGUUGUGUGUCAGUUGGUGCCUCCUGCGUUUGGUGUGGACAUCAGCCCAGUGGUGUGGCUCGGCAUCACCAGUCUGGCACGGUACGUACCAUGCUGCCACACACACAUGCAGCACAUGACAUGCCUCCCUGCCACCCAUUGCUUCUACGUGUGUGUGUGUGUGUGUGUGUGCAGGGAGUUGUUGAUUUCGUCGACUGGGCUGCUGACCAUGAUAGAGAACAAGGGGUGACACAUUAAUUAGUCCGGUCUGAUGGAUGCCGGCCGAUGUGGCUGGCUGCAUGGAGCGAUGCUCUACUUGCCGACUUGGAUGUGGUUGGUGGAUGUGUAGCGGAGAGAUGUGAGCUGACUUGUGUUACCCCCGCAAGCUCGUCCCCUGUUCGGCGGCUUUUCAUCGUCACUCUGGCUGCUCUGCACACGCCGAUCUCUUCUUGCGAGAAAGAGAAAGGCGUGUGGGAUAGCAGGUGCGACGAUCAGAGGCCACUGAGGAGGGAGAGAUGACAGGAGAGCGAGAGAGCGACUCCAGCUGCGUUUCCAUGUCAUGUUGAGUGAGUGAUUCUCAAG